Penicillium coprophilum is the source of this 270-nucleotide messenger RNA. RefSeq lists its product as uncharacterized. The record is from RefSeq and is a predicted model, not a curated record. The transcript has 4 exons. Lineage: Eukaryota; Fungi; Ascomycota; Eurotiomycetes; Eurotiales; Aspergillaceae. The coding region runs from base 1 to 270 and encodes 89 amino acids.
AUGGAGGAUGCAGCAGUGGCGCUUGCGGAGGAGGAGGAGGUGGUGACGGCGGCGGCGGCGGUGGUUGUGGAGGAGGUGGAGGAGGAGGCUGUGGUGGUGGAGGUGGAGGAGGGGGUUGUGGAGGAGGAGGAGGAGGAGGAGGAGGAGGAGGAGGAGGAGGAGGAGGAGGAGGAGAGAUCUAUGUAUGUUGACCUGUGGUCUAGAAAAUGCCAUAUGGAUACUCAGUUUGGCACAUCCCAACACCUCACUAACGUAUUAGAACACAAUUGA